CAUAUGAUGAAGUAUUUAAUGAAAACGUUCGAAAUUUAAAAAUAAAGUAAUAAUUAUACGCAAAAAUUAAAUUCAUUUACUUGACAAAAAAAAUGUUUGUUUUUAUGCUCUCAUUAUGUAUUAACUAUCAAUAUUGUGAAGCAUUCUCAAAUAUUGCAGUUAGUUCAUAUCUAAAUGAGAACAUACAAAUAGCUGUUAUUGGAUGGUCAAAAAUAUCAUCUUGGUCUGUUUCAGCUGGGUUUGGUCACUUUACUUCAUCAAGCAUAUUCAAUACAUCAGAUUUUAAAGUAUCACAAUCUGGGAUAUACCAAGUGUUUACUACAAUAACUUUUUCUGGUGCUCAAAAUGGUGUUUUUAAAGUAGCAUUAGUUAGUAAUAAUGACUUAGUUAACAGUCACCCUGGCCUUUCCAGCUCUUUUCAAGAUUCAGUUGGAUACAAAAGUUUAUCAGUAUAUGGAACAACUCGCUUGUUCUCUGGUGAUGUUGUAUCAGUUUAUGUAUUUUCUGAGUUAGACCAAAGUUGGAUAAUUCGGGGAGGUUCUGAAUCAACAUUUUGUAUACAAUUUGUUAGCUUUUACAACCAAGCUCCUGGUUUUUCUUCAUAUUUGACUCAAGAAUAUUACAUAGAAAACAAUGAUUGGAAUAGUAUUUUAAAAUGGAAUGCUAAAGAUAAGCCUGGCUUGUUUAAGAGCAGAACUGGGUUUUCUCAAGAUGUUGGAAAGUUUGUAUCUAUUUGUGAUGGUAUUUAUCAGUUUUCAGCAAAUAUUCUAAUUUCUGCUUCUAAGAGUGGUCAUUAUGAUAUUGGUAUUCUAUUAAAUGGGGUACCAGAUGGUAGCAUUACUGGAGCUGAUAUUGGGUCAGAUCCACAGAGUUUGUUAUUUUCUCUUAGUAUGUCUAUAUCAUUAAAGUUAAGUAUCGGAGAUUCAGUGGUCAUCGUAAGCAGAGGCACAGAGAGCUAUAUUGUUAAAAUGCAAAGUGGCUUUUUUGGAAUAUUGGUAAAUGAAGGUGAAUCAACACCAGGAAUUUCAAGUAUACUUACAGCGCCAAUUGUUGAUUAUGGAGGAUCAUGGUUGACCAUUCCUAUACCAAUUCCGACAUCUGGUUAUGGACAAUUUCAAAUGCCUAGCAACAGUGUAAAAAGUAAUGGAAGGUUUUCAUUUACUCAAACACAAAUUUUUAUAAUCAGUGCAAUAAUCAAUGUUCAAACAUCAUCUUCAUCAUUAUCUUUGAUACUUUCUCUGCAAAAUGAUCCAUCAACAUUUUCUAACCAAAGAACAGGAUUGUUUACAACUAACAUAAGAACAUCAAAAAAUUCAAGUUACAGUAUUGCAGGUAUCCUUGAGUUACAAGCUGGCCAACCUCUUUUCAUAUAUUUAUAUCUUACAUCACCAGGAACUUAUUCCAUACAACCUGGAAGUCGAGUCUGUGUUGCUGCAGUUCAACAAGAGUAUGAAUCUUUUAAUGUAAUCGUUCCUUCUUCUGUUUAUCAAACAAAAAGUAACGAUUGGGUAGUUAUUGACACAUGGUCUGAAAGUCAGAAGAGUGACUCGUUUGUUUUUACUGAAAAAUUAGUUUCUGGUAAGUAUACUGCUAUGGCAACAGGGAUCUAUUAUUUGUCUGCUAAUGUUAUUUUUAAAGACAGCAAUGGACCAAUUUAUAUUAUGAUAGCUGUCAAUAGUCAGUUAUCAAAACGAACUGCUUUAUAUGCAACAAAAGGAAAACCAUCAGUAGUUCAAGACAGUCUUAGUGUGUCUGGAGCCUUAUUUAUUAAAAAAGAUUCUUAUGUUAAUGUUUAUGUUAUGAUUGAAAAUGAUAAUAGCUGGUCCAUAGAUAUUGAUUCAACUUUUUCAAUGGUGUUUCUUGGGUAUCAGACAAAUAUUUUUGGUGUAACAACAGUUCUCACAAAUAGUUUAGCUUACACUACAUCUGGUUGGUUUAAGAUUGGAAAAUGGAAAUCUCAAACUGCAGCAGGUCCAUUUUUUGAUUUUGGGGGAGGAUUUAAUCCAGACACUGGAGAUUUUGUUGCUCCUAAAGCAGGUUUUUACAUUGUGAGUGCUGGAAUAAAAAUGGUUCAGGCAAGUGCAGUUGGUUCUACCUUUACUUUAAAUGUUGCUGUUAAUGGAAAUCCAUCUACUUUACAAUACCAAAAUGGAAUACAAGAUUAUCUUCAAAAUGGUAAUGUUGCACCUACUACAAAUGAUUUUUACUCAUUGGUUGUGUCUGGUUUGGUAUUAGUUAAUGCAGGUGACAGCAUUGCACUUUAUAUUCAAUCUGUUGCUGAUCCAUCUUAUACAAUAAGUCAAGACAGCUUUAUGUCAAUCGUUUUUAUUAGCUCUACUAAUGAUUUAUAUUCAUCUGGAAUGCAGUUAAUGCUAGAUCCAACACUUGAUCAACAGCAGAGCGCUUCUGAUUGGUCUAAAGUUAAAUAUUGGCAGAGCAACCGGGUGAGGACUGCAACUGGUGUUUUCAGCAGUGGAAAUCUUCUAAAACUAGAUUCAGUCAUGGGUACAGUAACUGUUCAAGAGACAGGAAUUUAUUAUAUUUUUGUAAAUCUUGCUAUUGCUCCUGAUUUGAAUAAUUAUCAAAUAGCUGUUUUCACAACAUUAACGUCUGUCACAUCACUAAUAACAAGAUUUAGUGAUAAAGAUCAUCCUCAAUACACAAUGAAGAUUUACGGUGCUUUAUACCUGUAUAAAGGUCAGGAGCUAUCGAUUAGGGUUAAACCCUCAGCUUCAAAUGCACAAUGGGAAAAUCUCCGCUCUUACAGUGGCUGGUCAUUUUUCAGAAUACCACCUUAUUUGCCAAUUCCGUCUGUUGGAACAGGCAAACCUAUUGAUUUACUUCCAUUUAUAAAACCUGGGUAUUAUACAAGACUAAGAAAUUGGAAUGUUAUAAUGUCUACUGUUCUUGGUGUUGAUGGAGAAGGUCUUAACCAAAGGGAUGGAGUAUAUACUGUUUUUUUAGAUGGAGUGUAUUUAGUAUCAAGUACUUUAGUUAUUAAAACAAACGAAAGUCAAAUUUCCAUUGGAAUAAAGAUUGGUAUCAAUGCAGACUUAAGUGAUUUUUCAGUGGUUAAAUCUGGUAUUGGUCCUUCAUAUUUAUAUCCUGUAUGUUCUGGUAUUUGUACUAUUUCAAUAACACAAGCAGUGCAACUUUUAGUUGGUCACACUGUUGCAAUUUUUGUCCAAUCAAAUGCAUUGACAACAUAUUUUUCUGAGUUAAGCGUAUUUAGUCUAAAGCUUAUUAACCCUCUGAGAUCUUUAGACGGUUUCUCAUGUCAGUUAUCAUCUGAAAUACUGAUAAGUUCUUCAGGAGAUCAAAAAAUAGUGGGAUGGUCUGCUGUAGAGUCAAUACAUUACACAAACUUUACCCAAGCGAAUGAAUAUAUUAUUUCUAAAGGUGGUGUAUAUUUAGCUGCAUUUAAUAUGGAUCUUAUAAAUGUUUAUGGCUUUGUCAGUAUUAAACAAAGUUUGGGUACAUCUUUAAUUAACCUUUUUGAGUACUACAAUGAAGGUUUGUUACCAUUUAGUCUAUCAUCUACUACUGUGGUUUCUUUAAAUGUUGGAGAUGUGUACUCAUUAAAAAUUAAUACUUUGACUGAUAAUUCGUAUUCUAUUGGUAAGCCGUCAUCAACUUCGUUAACAUUCAUUGGCGAUGAUACUUAUGGAUUUUCUGCAGUGCAGUCUAGAAUUAAUAGUAAUUUUUACAAUCAAAGCAAAUGGUAUCCCAUUAAUGGCUGGAUUACAAAUGGAAGUUCUUGGUUAUUUGAAUAUGGUCGGGGGUUUCUUUCUAGACAAGAUUAUAUUGUUGAAAAAUCUGGAUUUUACUUUAUUACAGCAAAUAUAAUAUUUGAUAAAGCUCAAUAUGAAAACAUUUUGGAAAUGGUUGUUGUUCUUAAUAAAGUUGACACAGUUUUGUAUGAUCAAAAAAUACUAUCUUUAAAAUCAUCCACAACAUCAACGGUUCGUGGAGGAGUUUUUUUAAACAAUUUAGAUUAUUUACAACUUCUAAUAAGACUUAAUACUAACAAUGAUAAUUUAAUAAUCAAAAGAGAGUCAUCAUUUUCAAUUGUUCGAAUCGGAUUUGAUACCCUUUCAACAACUUGUGUUGAUAAUGGACCUAAUAUUCUUGAAAAUCUGUCUCACAAAAAUGCGCGACUGAGUCAGGGUGAUAACUUGAAUUUGGAAAUUUCUGCUACUGGAAGUAAUUUGACUUAUCAAUGGCUGAAAAACUUUGAGCCUUUAAAGGGAAUGACUUCACAGGUUUUAAAAAUGAUAAAUUUAAAAACUAGCGACAGUGGAUCAUAUACUUGUGAAGUAAUUCAAAAUACGAUAAGAGUGUCUAGCAGUAUUGCAAUAAUAAUUGUUUUUGAUCCGUAUCCUGUAUUUUUGAACCCUUCUUCUGAUUAUAGUUUAACAGUAAUGGAGAAUGGGCCUAAAAUUAAGAAUCUUCUGAUUAUUUCAGCAAGAACGCAAAGUAAUGAAUCUAAUUUUGAGGAAAUGUUUUUUGAUAUUAUAUCAGGCAAUGAUCUUCAAUACUUUCAACUGUUUCCAAACAGAUCUUCAACAGGUACAACACUACAAAGAACUCAACAGUUAAAUAGAGAAAUGAUAAAAAGCUUCCAAUUAAAAAUCAGAGCAUCUAAUACAUUAAACCCAAAAUAUAACACUGUUCAAUUAAUAUGGAUCACAGUUGUAGAUGAAAAUGAUAAUUCUCCUAUAUUUGAUAAAACAAGCUAUAAUACCUCUGUGUUAGAAGGAUCUCCUAUUGGAACAGUAAUAGUUCAAAUACAUGCAAUUGAUCCUGAUGAAGGUCGCAAUUCAAUUAUUGUCUACUCUAUUUUGCCCAUUAUUGAUAGCAGAUUGUUUGCAAUUGAUCAAUAUACUGGGAUAAUCACAUUGACAGAUAAUCUUGAUACAAAUGUAAAAUCAGCAUACCUGAUUAUAGUUAAAGCUAAUAAUUUAUUGGGUUCUUUAAACUCAUCAUAUGCCCAAGUGUUCAUCACCAUAACUAAUAUAAAUAAGUUUGAACCUUACUGGUUGAAGGAUACAUACAACGUUGAUAUAUCAGAGUCAGUGACUCCAGACACACAGAUACUACAGUUGCUGGCAGCUGAUGAAGAUUCUGGAACUAAUGGAUUAAUAAAGUAUGAAGUUGUAAGUGGUAAUGAAGCUAAUUUAUUUGAUGUUAAGUUAACUGGCAUGUUGGUAACAAAAGGUAAACUAAGUUAUGAUUUACAAAAUAUUUAUCUAAUAAUAAUUCAUAUUCAAGAUGGUGGGUCACCUCCUAAGUCUGCUGUUAAAAAUGCAACGGUAACAAUAAAUGUUCUUAACUCGAAAAGCAAUAAUCCAAUAUUUGAAAAAUCUGAAUAUAUUACAACUGUGAUGGAAAAUACUUCAUAUUUUGAUCCACCAUUUGUUGUGAAAGCAAACAGUUUAGACAAAAAACUAACAAUAAUGUAUAGCAUACCUCCCAACCAAAAUGUUUCUGAAAUAUUUGAUAUUGGUAUUUUAACAGGAAUUAUUUUACUCAAAAAGCCUCUUGAUUAUGAAAAAGCAACAUUUUAUAAGUUUAUUGUCCAAGCUACUGCAGCCGGUACAAAUGCUGCAGCAAAUGCCAAUAUUCUUGUAAAAGUUCUUGAUGCAAGCAACAAAGUUCCUUUUUUUGUGGAUUCUUAUAAAAGCAUAAACAUAGAGGUAAAAAUAAGUGUUGAGAGAAUAGUUUAUAGAGUGUCAGCAGUUGAUAAAGAUUCAGGGAUGAAUGGAGUAAUCGGAUACAGAAUUAAAUCUGGAAACAUUAAAAAUAUCUUUGAAAUUGAUUCUACUACAGGUGACAUACGCAUUAACAACUCAUUGGAUACAAACACUGAACGUUUUACCUUGUAUAUAGUUGCAUUUUACAUUGGCAGACCUUCUAUAGAAAGUAUACCGUUUAUUCUGGACAUUUAUAUCACAGGCAUAAAUUAUUAUGCUCCUGCAUUCCCAUCAUCAUCUUUCACUGUACUAAUGAGUUGAUACUUCCAUACCUGAUCAAUAUGUGUAUCAACUGGCAGCUAAUGAUCCUGAUCCAGGUCCUGAUGGUUAUCUUAAAUACAAUAUUGUAAGUGGCAACAACAAUGGGUUAUUUUAUAUUGACGUAACAGGCAUUGUUCGUGUUAAACCACCAAAUGGAUUUCAAUUUUUGUCUCAAUACCAAUUAGGUAUCACAGCUGAAGACAGCUUUGUACCUCCAAAGGUUUCUUCAAUUUUUACUCUUUUUGUAAGAACAACUCCAAGAAUAUUUGUUGAUAAUAUUCAACUUGGAAGUUAUCAGUUUCAGUCGACAAUUUC
Hydra vulgaris (swiftwater hydra) is the source of this 6329-nucleotide messenger RNA. RefSeq lists its product as uncharacterized. The record is from RefSeq and is a predicted model, not a curated record. Gene Ontology annotation, molecular function: cadherin binding; calcium ion binding; tumor necrosis factor receptor binding. Gene Ontology annotation, cellular component: cell-cell junction; catenin complex; plasma membrane. NCBI's taxonomy places the organism in Eukaryota, Metazoa, Cnidaria, Hydrozoa, Anthoathecata, Hydridae. Gene Ontology annotation, biological process: homophilic cell-cell adhesion; immune response.